AUGGCUGACCCUUACAACCCUUACUCUACGUACCCCACACCUGCCCCUGGUGGUGUCGGUUACUACCCCCCAGAGGAGCAUGUCCAACAACCUGCAUAUCCGUAUCAGCAACCGUACGACAACUACAGCAACACAGAGCUGCAGCCACCCCCAAACUACAACUACAACGCUCAGUCAAACCCCCAGCACCUCGGUCCAAACACCUAUCAAAAUGGCGCACAGGAGAGGAGCUAUACCCCAUCAGGACAGCCAGACCAUCUCGGCCCAGUGACGACAGGAAUCCCACCUCAGCAAGGAGGCAAAACAGCUGAAAAUAUGGGAUACUACGGCGGCCAUCCAGAGCAACAACCUCGAUAUACAUCAUCUCCAGGUCCCAACCCACCAGCAGUGCAUGUAUCCGAGGCUUCUCAAUACGACGAAGAAGGUCGCCCACUAGAGGCUGGUGAUGGGGAAACUGAUCGUGGAUUAGGAAGCUCUCUUGCGGGUGGUGCGGCGGGAUACUACUUUGGCCAUAAGAAGGAACAUGGAUUGAUCGGCGCGAUUGGUGGAGCUCUUGUUGCCAAUUUCCUAGAGGAUAAGGUCAAGAAUCAUCAUGAAAGUUCUUCUGGAAAACAUGAGCAGGGGCAUGGAAGUGAGCAUGAACAUGGCCAUGGUCAUCAUGGUCACCAUCAUCACCACCAUCAUAGUCGGAGCCGGAGUCAUUCGCGAAAUCGUGGAGAUGAUGAUGAUUAUUGA
Molecule: messenger RNA, 735 nt
Organism: Penicillium verhagenii
Lineage: Eukaryota; Fungi; Ascomycota; Eurotiomycetes; Eurotiales; Aspergillaceae
Exons: 2
Coding region: 1-735 (244 amino acids)
Source: RefSeq, a predicted model, not a curated record